AUGUCCAUCACUCGCGUUGUUCAGUUGCAAUUCAAACCCGAUGUUGAUGUCAGCGUCAUCGACAAUCUAUCUUCACAAAUUCUCGGCAUGAAGAGCAAGUGCCUCGAUUCUGAAACAAAGAAACCAUACAUCGAGUCCAUUGGGGGUGGUCCCGAUAUCUCUGUUGAAGGGCUUCAGAACGGCAUCACCCACGCAUUCAUCAUAAAAUUCAAAAACCAGAUUGAUCGAGACUAUUACGCCCUCAACGACGCUGCCCACCAGGCUGUUAUCCAGGCACUUCAGCCGGCGAUUGAGAAGGUUCAGAUCAUCGACCUCGCCACAAGUGGGUAA
Molecule: messenger RNA, 330 nt
Organism: Ilyonectria robusta
Lineage: Eukaryota; Fungi; Ascomycota; Sordariomycetes; Hypocreales; Nectriaceae
Exons: 3
Coding region: 1-330 (109 amino acids)
Source: RefSeq, a predicted model, not a curated record